AACGAAAAAAAAAACAUGGCUGUUGUGUGUCAUUUUCAACAAUAAUCAAUAAUUUUCACCAUUCAUCUUGACCUCCAUUUUUUCUAAACGAAUUUAUUGGUGCGAUAAUUUGAAAAAUUGGACCCGGUGCUUCGCUUCAGUUUUAACAGGAUCCUUUUAUAUUUAUUAUUUCCUAAUUCUUUUUUAGUUUGUUUUGUGUAAAAGAUGUACCUAUAGUAUGAUUUACGCUUGGUAUUCUGCUAAAAUGUGAUCUUAGGGCAAUCUAUUGCUUAAAGAUAGCGUAAACAGAAUUUUUGUCCUCAAGUGCUAAAAUUUAUUCGCGAUGAGGCAGUGUUGUGUUCCUGGGUGUAAAAACACCUCCAAUUUACGCAAGGUACCGUUUACGAAGGUAACUUGGAAGGCAUGGUUAGUUCGAUGUCCAUUUCUUCGCAAAUAUUCCCGUAAGUCGUUAGAGAAUGUUAAGAUUUGCGAACUUCAUUUUUUACCUCAACAUGUUAAAUCUCACAGACUAACGGCAGAUGCAAUUCCUACAUUGCAUCUGCCUAAGCAAAAUAUAGCUACAUCUUCUCGAAACGAGCAAUUUUUGGAAGUAUUUCCUCUUCAAUCUGGCCAACCUCUCAGUGUAAGAAUUGUUAAUCCAUCAGUCUCUCUGAUAGACACAGUUAAUGUUCAAACUGACUUUGAUUACAAUAAACAAUCUGUUUUUCCACCUACAAAUGAUCAAGUCCCAAGUGUUCAAAGUAGAGAUAUUACUGAACGUGAUUUUGAACCUAACAAUCAGAGUAUUGUUACACCAAGUAAUGAGCAAGUCCAGUGUGUGGCUUCUCAAAUAAAUAAAGAAACUACUGAACCUGAUUUUUACGUACAGUCUGAUUCUAUGACAGAUUCUAUAACUACAAAUGUAGUACAUUCCUGUAGUACAAGUACAGAAACUCAAAACCAAUCUACAGAGCCAGAACUAACAGUUGGUCAACUGAGUCCUCUUCCAUCUAACACCAUGCCUUCUGAUGUUAUAUCUGCCAUACAAAGAACUCCAGUACGUGUAAAAUCACAUUCUAGACGUCAUAAGUCCCAUGUAAAGUCAGAUUUAAUUCCUAGAGUUCGUUUAGGUCAAAAUGAGACCCCUCGUAAGCAAAAGCUACGUGUGGGGAAUGAAAUGUUAAAAAUGAAGUUACGAAAUUUGACUUUGAGAUUUAAUAAAUUAAAAUCAAAGACACUGUCAUGGUCUACUCAAGUAAAACUUUUCAUCAAAAAGUAUCCUCUACUGAGUAAUUUUGGAAAAAUAUUGGUCGACUCACAAUUAAGAUUAUCUGGUGUAAAAGGAAAAGGUUCUAGAUACACAGACGAUGAAAAAAUUUUUGCACUUUCUUUGUAUAAAUUGAGUCCAAAAUGUUAUGGAUUCUUGCAAAAAAACAUAAGAUUACCAAGUAAAUCUACUAUAGGAUCUUUGUUAAAUAACAUCCCUUUGAGACCAGGUAUUAAUGAAUUUAUAUUUCAACAUUUGGCAGAUGCAGCUAAAAACAAAAAUACUAUGGGAUUGCAGUGUGUAUUGCUGUUUGAUGAAAUGGCAAUUAAUAAAAAUUUGUUUUUUAAUUUUCAUACUGGGGUUAUCGAGGGUUUUGAAGAUCUAGGAGGUGGUGAACGCACUAAUAAUGUUGCUGACAAAGCUUUGGUUUUUAUGUUGCGUGGUAUAUUUUCAAAUUGGAAAAUACCCAUAGCUUUUUAUUUUGUUCGUGAUGGAAUUAAAACAUUUCAUUUAAAAAAGAUACUAAAAGAGCUGAUUGCAGCAAUAUUUAAAUCAGGAUUUAUUUUGAGAUGUACUGUCUCAGAUCAAGGCUCAGCGAAUGUUGCAGCUAUAAAUUCAUUAAUAGCUGACACACGCGAAGAUAUUCUUCGUAGUGGUAAUGAUGACCCAAAUAUCUUUCAUUAUAUGAUAGACAAAAAUAAAUUAUACCACAUGUAUGAUGUUCCGCACCUACUAAAAUGUUUUCGCAAUAAUUUCCAGAAGAAGGACUUGCUGAUUGGAACCCAGCGUGCGCAAUGGAACUACAUCGAAAUGGUGUAUGCUUCAGAUGGCGCACAGGGUCGUGCGAGAACUACCAAAUUAACCGACAAGCAUAUUAAACCAAACUCUUAUGACAAAAUGAAGGUCAAAUUUGCUGCACAAGUCUUCAGCAGAGAGGUGUUUGCAGCCUUACAGAACAGGAUGAAGACAUAUGAAGAUCUGCAAUUAGUACAUAAUUAUAGUGUUCCAUCUGUGAACAUUGAUAAUGGUUUCUUCACUGCUGAAAUCAUCUUAUUCAUUAACGAUUUGUUUGACAGCCUGAACUGUGCCGGUCAUACUAGAGGCGAACUAUCUAACGCUUUGUCCUUGAAUUCAACUCAUUUAGAGUUUUGGAAUAAUGCAUUGAAGAAACUACAAUCAAUGAAAUUUGACGCAACAGACUCAAGAGAAAUACAUAACAAAUUUUAUACAAAAAAAAAACAGCUGUUGAGUUUCUUGCCGGUUCUUCUCAUGCAUUCCGAACCGGUGGUAGUGUAAAAAGAUUUUUAAUGAAAAUACAUUUUUUUCACUGAAA
This is a messenger RNA of Maniola jurtina (meadow brown), 2579 nucleotides long. RefSeq lists its product as uncharacterized. The transcript is spliced from 2 exons. Bases 323 to 2542 code for a protein of 739 amino acids. Lineage: Eukaryota; Metazoa; Arthropoda; Insecta; Lepidoptera; Nymphalidae. The record is from RefSeq and is a predicted model, not a curated record.